UUGCAAAAUGUUGAUACGACUUUCGGUUUUGAUUUCGGUCGCUUUUUCGGUUGCUACUAUUGAAGGAUUGCCUGCUACUAAGCAAAAUCACGGUUUAGAAUCACUUAUGUACCAACUCAGAUCCGGCAAAGAAGAAUUAGCCAACAAAAAUUUCGAACAACAUGAUUUCCAACAGAAAGUGACCAGAGGUCUGGACUAUUUAGGAGGCGGCAAUUUAUUGAGAAGUUUAAAUAAAGUCCAUCAGAAAAAACACGAAUUUGGCGAAAGAAGUUUGGAUGAACUUGGUGGUGGAAAUUUGGUAAGAAGCUUGGAUGAGUUGGGAGGCGGUAAUUUGGUGAGGAGCUUGGAUGAGUUGGGAGGCGGUAAUUUGGUGAGAAGCUUGGAUGAGCUAGGAGGUGCCAAUUUGGUGAGGAGCUUGGAUGAAUUUGGAGAUGGCAAUUUGGAAGAAAAAAGUUUAGAUUAUUUAGGAGGAGGUAAUUUAGUCAGAAGUCUAGAUUCCCUUGGAGGCGGCAACUUGGUUAGAAGUCUAGAUUCCCUUGGCAGCGCCAACUUAGUCAGAAGUCUAGAUUCCCUUGGGGGCGCCAACUUAGUCAGAAGUCUAGAUUCCCUUGGGGGCGCCAACUUAGUCAGAAGUCUAGAUUCCCUUGGGGGCGCCAAUUUAGUCAGAAGUCUAGAUUCCCUUGGGGGCGCCAACUUGGUCCGAAGUCUAGAUUCCCUUGGAGGCGCCAACUUAGUCAGAAGUCUAGACUCUCUUGGUGGAGGCAACUUGGUCAGAAGUCUAGAUUCCCUUGGGGGCGCUAACUUAGUCAGAAGUCAAGAUACCCUUGGGGGUGCCCACUUGGUCAGAAGUCUAGAUUCCCUUGGGGGCGCCAACUUGGUCCGAAGUCUAGACUCUCUUGGGGGCGCCAACUUGGUCAGAAGUCUAGAUUCCCUUGGUGGGGGGAACUUGGUCAGAAGUCUAGAUUCCCUUGGAGGUGGCCAUUUGGUCAGAAGCUUAGAUUCUUUAGGAGGAGGUCAUCUGGUAAGAGAUUUGGAUUCUCUUGGAGGUGGAAAUCUGGUCAGAAGUCUAGAUGCCCUCGGAGGUGCCAACUUAGUCAGAAGUCUAGACUCCCUUGGAGGUGGCAACUUGGUCCGCAGCUUAGACUCACUUGGAGGGGGAAAUUUAAUAAAAAGAAAUGCAGAUCAAGAUUUAAAAUUAGCCAGAGCUUUAGACUAUCUCGGCGGAGGCAAUUUAUUAAGAAGCCUGGAUUCUUUAGGAGGCGCACAUCUGGUAAGAUCUACUCAGGAAGAGGAUUUUUCACGACGCCAGUCGUCCAAUAAAACUUGGAAUUAUUUGUUGAACUAUUUAAAAAAACUUGAAAGAAAUUCGCAUUAAGAUUAAGAUGAUGGAUUGCUGUGACUGACAAUAAUAACAUUUUGU
This is a messenger RNA of Ctenocephalides felis (cat flea), 1420 nucleotides long. RefSeq lists its product as uncharacterized. The transcript is spliced from 3 exons. NCBI's taxonomy places the organism in Eukaryota, Metazoa, Arthropoda, Insecta, Siphonaptera, Pulicidae. The coding region runs from base 8 to 1375 and encodes 455 amino acids. The record is from RefSeq and is a predicted model, not a curated record.